Eupeodes corollae is the source of this 7232-nucleotide messenger RNA. It is a transcript of the gene yata, whose product is annotated as N-terminal kinase-like protein. Gene Ontology annotation, biological process: protein phosphorylation. The transcript has 13 exons. The record is from RefSeq and is a predicted model, not a curated record. The coding region runs from base 603 to 3113 and encodes 836 amino acids. Gene Ontology annotation, molecular function: ATP binding; protein kinase activity. Lineage: Eukaryota; Metazoa; Arthropoda; Insecta; Diptera; Syrphidae.
UCUAUGCAAACGAGAAACGUCAUACGUCAUUAAAGAAAACUGUGAAAAAACGGAAAAACCAAAAAAUUCUUUGAAAAAAAUCACAAAAUCUCGUUAAAAAUUAAUCAAAAAUCUUAUUUAUUGUCUUAAAAAAUGAUUUAAUUGUUAGAAAAGUUGAAAGAACAAAUCGAAAUAUACCAAAGUUAGAAACAUAUUUACGUAGAUAGUAGUUCCUUUUUUCUUUUAAUGUUUAUUCGUAGCAAACAUAUUUUAUUGGCUAAACAACAAUACGAUAUUGUUAAGACGGAUUAUAUCGAAUUUGUUGUUCCUCUAUUAACUGGGUAUAUAGAAAAUUCCAUUUCAAUACUCAGUUUUCGUGGAUUCGCCUGAAGUCCGGUGUAAACAGAAACAGAAACAGACUGCUGCGUCGUAGUCGUAAACGACAACGACGGGGACGACCACGACCACGACGACAACUACGACGACGACGUUGACGUUGACAAAGAAUAAUCUAAAACUCGCUAAAGUGUAGGCAGGUGACACGGCGAGUAAGUUUUUGGUGUCUAACCCCCGAACAUUGUUUAGCUUUGGCCAACAAGAUAUUAACCCGACGGGCAAAACAUAUGAUGUGGUCGUUCUUCUCGCGCGACUCCUCCAAAGAGUUCCCUUACGAGAUUGGGGAACAAGUUCCCGGAUACGAAUCGCGUUCGAUAUGGUCGCAGCACAAAGCGAAACGCAAGUCCACUAACGAAGAGGUAUCGGUUUUUGUGUACGACAUUAAAAACGGUUCCGAUGCGAAAUUCGAUUUGGCCAAGGCCGCGGUAAAACGAUUAAAGACGCUUCGUCAUCCGAGUAUUUUGCAAUUUUUGGAUAGUUUGGAAACUGACAAAGUGUUGUAUGUUGCAACUGAGGCAGUAGAACCAUUGGGUACGCACAUAGCCAAAUUGGCAUCAGAUGGUCCACAGAAAGAUCUGUAUUUGGCUUGGGGAGUGUUUCAAAUUACGCGAGCUCUUUCUUUUCUUAACAACGAUGGCAACUUGAGGCACAACAACGUAUCAGUGUGGUCUGUGUUUGUGAAUGCGUCAGGAGAAUGGAAACUGGGAGGCUUGGAGUAUGUAUCGCCAGCUGAUGGUAAUCCAAUGCCUCCGAUUAAGAUACCUCCAGCUCUCGAGGUCUACGAUCCUCCAGAGAAAAACGAUCAGACAAAACUUAAAGCAGCAACUAAGUGCUCUGUUGAUAUGUGGGGUUUGGGAUGCCUCGUAUGGGAGUCCUUCAACGGUCCAUUAAAAGUUCGUGGUAAUUUAAAGGAUAUCGAUAACGUUCCCAAGUCUUUACAAUCAUUAUAUUGUGAACUUGUGGGUGCAUCGCCAUCAAAUCGACCAAAUCCAGCCGAUAUUAUAACACGAUGUCGCAAGCCUGGAGGGUUUUUCAAAAACGACCUAGUCGAUACUUUGUUGUUUUUGGAAGAAAUUCAAAUUAAGGACAAAGCUGAAAAAAAUCGAUUUUUCAGUGGUUUAACAAUACACUUGGAGAAUUUUCCCGAAAAUGUUUGCAAACACAAAAUACUUCCUCAGUUAAUUACGGCUUAUGAAUAUGGUGAUGCUGGAUCUGCAGUUCUUGCUCCAAUGUUUAAACUAGGAAAAUUAUUAGAUGAAAACGAAUACCAAAAGCGAAUAGUUCCAUGCGUAGUGAAACUUUUUGCAUCAACAGAUCGUGUAACACGUUCUCGUUUAUUGCAACAGUUGGAACUAUUUAUUGCGCAUUUACAACCACAAGUAGUAAAUGAUCAGAUAUUUCCCCAAGUUGCACAUGGCUUCCUUGACACAAAUGCUACAAUUCGAGAACAGACGGUUAAGUCCAUUAUUCACUUGGCUCCAAAAUUAAACUACAACAAUUUAAACGUGGAAGUGUUGCGACAUUUUGCACGCCUGCAAGCACGAGACGAUCAAGGUGGUAUUCGAACCAAUACGACAGUGUGCUUAGGAAAAAUAGCUCCCCACUUGCAUCCACAGGUGCGACAACGAGUUCUAGUAUCUGCAUUUAUAAGAGCCAUGCGGGAUCCAUUCCCACCAGCGCGGGUUGCUGGUGUAUUAGCGUUAGCAGCAACACAACAGUAUUUCCUACUGAGUGAGGUCGCAAAUCGUGUCUUACCCGCCUUGUGUUCGCUAACUGUCGAUCCAGAAAAAUCUGUUCGAGAUCCAGCGUUCAAGACAAUUCGUGGUUUUCUGGGAAAACUAGAAAAAGUUUCUGAAGAUCCCAGUUUACGUGAAACAAUGGAGGCUGAUGUUCAUACAGCAACACCUUCUAUAGGUAAUGCUGCUGCUACUUGGGCUGGUUGGGCGGUAACUGCUGUAACGGCGAAAUUCUAUCGAAGCCAAAGUGAUUCGUCAAGGCCGCGACCGCCACUCACAGGUCGAAAUCUAUCAAAACCAGCAUCAUUAGAACAACCAUCAAGUAGCAGUUUAUCGACAACAACGUCUAGUGUAACAUCAAUGACAUCUUUGGAACAUGAAAGUAAUGACACAUCAGCAUCUGCCAGCGAUUAUGGUGCAGAUAAUUGGGAUAACGAAAAUUGGGGUGAAAUGGAUACUUCACAGGAUCCAAGUAGUCCUUUAGCUGGUGCAGUUCCAAACAGUGGACAAAUUAAUGCUUCUACUGCCCUUGCAGAUGUUCGAGAUGGUUGGGAUAACGAAGAAUGGGGAAGCCUAGAAGAGGAUCCUAUCGAAGAACAGGAACAGGAGCAGGAGCAAAUACAACAGAACCUUCAUUAUAACGAUGUCGAACCAAAUAACAAAAGUCAACAGCAACUGCAACAGAUACAGCAGCAGCGACCAAACGAUUUGCCUAGCGUAUCCAACCUACUAACAAAUUGCAACAAUAUCAGUCCAGUUCACGACGACGACGACGGACACGGCCAUGGACAUGGACACAUAAACAAUACCAACAAUGCCAAUUGGAAUAGUGAUUCAUGGGCCGAUGGCGAAUUCGAACCUAUCGAAGAUGCUUUAACCGGAAAUCCAAAACUUGAUGAAGCUAGAAGAAAACGUGAAGAGAAAAAGCUUCAACGUCAGCGAGAAUUGGAAGCACGUCGAGCUCAGCGAGGUCCAAUGAAGUUGGGUGCUAGAAAGCUUUAAAAUAUAAUAUAAAAAAAGAGAAAUCUUAUAGAAAUUUUCAACAAGAAAUUAUAUACAUAAAUUACAAAAACAAAAAAUAUAUAUAAAUAGAAAAAAAGUGAUUAAAUAAAUGAAAGCUAGGAAAUACAAAUUGUAAAAAUAAUAUGAGAGAAAUGAGAAGCCGAAUCUUCUCUGUCCAGACACAGAAAGUUUAAAAUAAUAAUUUUUUAUUCGAUUUAACUUCUUUCUUUGUUUUUUUUUUUUUUGUAAGCCGUUAAUUGUGAUCCCACUUUUAUUUAAAAAACUAAAUAUCAACUUUUUAUCGAAGGCACAUGUAAUUUAAAUUUUAUUUUUAUCAAAUAAUUUGUGUUUAAAUAUUUGUGUUCAUUUAAAUUAGAAUCACUCCUUGAAAAAGCACAUAGACUUAAACUUUUAAAACAUUUAAAUGACAGCUUAAUUAAUUUUCGCGAUGAAUCUUUUCCUUAUAACGUUGCAAAAAAACAAACAAAAAACGGGAAUCAACUAUGAAUAAAAGAAUACUGAAAUAUAAAUUAUGUCCAUAAAAAACAAUUGUAUUUGAUUAGUAAUUUAAGUUGCAUAUAAAAAAUGUCUUAUUUUACUUAUGAGUUCUAUGUAAGUUUUUUUUUUUAAUUUGAUAUAAAAAAACUUUAUAGAAAAUGGCCAAAAAAGAAAUCUGAAAAUAACCUUCAUUUAUAUGUUAAUGGUGAUGAGAUAAUCGGCUGUAUCAGAAUUUACAGCGGAGAACAUUCGUACUAGGGAUGAUACAAAUUGUAUUACUUCAAAAAUAUUGCCACUUGAUUCGAGACUAAAGACACUACUUAGCAAGAACUCAAAAUCAUUGGGAUAGAUAUUUUUGUUUGGAAGACGAAAAAUACCAACAGUUUUCAGUAGUACGAAUUUUCUCCGAUGGCUGGGGGCCUAUGAUAAGGCCGAAUACAGAGCUAUAGGUGUUAAAUUAAUUUUAAGUUUUCUGUCUUAAAUGUUGUGAACCAACAUAAUACUCAAUUACUUCUUCACUGAUUUUUACAAACUUAGGUAGGAAAAACCUCUUUUGAUUCGAUCUUAUAAUAUUAAAUUUGUUUGCAAUUCUUUAACAGUGCUGCAGUCUGUUCUUUGUUUAACACUUCCUAACUACUAUGGUUAUUUGUAAAACAAAUUGUUCAAGUGUCGCUGUUACGAACUGUUGGAAUUUGUUAUGGGACUUUCCAUGGGUAAAUUCAGAUUUCCCACAAAAUUGACAUAUUUUCGUGGAACACGAUUGAAUUUGUUGCCAUUGUGUAAGUGUAACUGGUAGAGCUGUCAAAAUCCUAGCUAAACAUUUUUAAAAAUUGGUGCAAAGAAGGUUAGAUCUACCUAAAAAUCAAGAUCUGCAGAUUUGAUAUUAAAUCAAAAACAAAUCAGUUGGUUUUGUCCCAUGGAUUUGUGUUUUGACAGAUCUGGAUCAAGAAUAAAUUGAUUUAUUUUAUCCAUGAAAAAUCCCUUAAGAUUUAUUGGCUGCGUUUAAUCUCGUGUUAGAUAGGGUACCUUGGAUAGGUGGAUUUUAGAUAUCUUGUUGAACGAGUUUGAAAGCUGUAUUGAGAUAGCUGUUAAAAAAGAAAAACAACUUUCAGCUGUUCACAAAAAGCAGAUAAACAGUUAAGCUUCGAAGUUAAAAUAGAUCAUAAUUACCUUCUAAAAUUCGGAGGCAAAUAUCAUAUUCAUCAUCUAUUAUGUACAGAACAUCCGCAAAUAUAACUUCAACUAACAUUUUCUAUCUUUUUGUUUACCAACAAAUACAAAAGGCUGAAAUCAAUUUACAAGUUUCUUGAAAUUCAACCAUGUGUUGAAUCAGCUGUUCUGUCAGAUACCUAUAUACCCCAGAAAUUCUUGGAUACCUUUGGAUUCCUUUUUUGACAUCUCAGCUGAUCAACUGUUGUUAUUUUACACGUAACAAGUAAACAAAGAGGUAUACGGAUACCCUAUCUUUCUGAAAUUGAACGCAUCCAUUAAGGACCGUAAUUGCUACUUACAAAUUGUUGAUCUGUCAAUCGACUACUAUAAAAGAUUAAAACAUUUUUUUUAUAACCUUAAAUCGCAAUUUAAAUAACGAAAGGAAAAUAAAAGCAGCUUUCAAAAUGCAACAAAAAUUGAUAAAAUAAACAUGUGCAUAUGUAUGUUUUUAAAAUAUAUCCUGAAUCAAACAUUAAUUUUUCUUUCAACAAAUUGAUGAAACUCAAAGAGAGCAGUCAACGAAAAACAUUGGCUUGAUUUAUAAUGAAAAUUCGUGGUCCAAUUUAUUUGACAAAUUGCUUUUAAGUUCAUUAAUCUCUCCCAAGCCACUAAAACAACUACUUUUUUGUAAACAAAUCAAUCACUUUGACAGUUCAACACUUUCAGCUCCGGAGCUAAGUUACGAAUAGUUACAAAUCGGAACUAUUUAACGUCAUGUUGUUAAAAAUGGUAACAAUUUUAACGUUUAGGAACGAAAAUGGUUAACAAUUGUUAACAAUAGAUGAAAAUAGAUAGAAAAAGAACAAACCUCUGCUUUAAAAAAAAAAACAUUUUGUAGGCAUUUUAAUAUUAUAAAGGCUGUAGAUCUGCAUAGAAGAAAACGUUAAGGUACAUUUUUUUAGUGAUUUAACAUAAUAUAGUACUGCGGAAUUCUCAUCCAACGUUCAAUAUUGCAAUAAACAAUGCUUAAUGGCCUUACCCCUCAAACAAUUCUACCGUACUACUUGAACUUCCGGGAAUGCGCAUCAGCUUUCUCUUGAGCUCAACUUCGGACCCACUAUUAAACAUAAAUAUUCUUUUUUCUCACUACCCACCAUUUUGAUAUUCAAAACAUUAGGCCAAUGUGUACCAGUAUCUAUCCUAUGAGGUAAGGAAAUCGCUUAAGGGAGUGCAAGUUUUCUUAAACUACAACAUAGGUUCUAGAGAAAUGAGCAAAUUAAUUUGCAGUGUUUUAUAUUUGUAUUGACUUUACAAACUUCCUUGAAUCAUUCAAGAUGAAUAAAUAGGACUCAAUGACUAAAAUCUAAUUCCACUAAUCUUACUGGCAGAUCAGCUUUAUAAUUUUAAUAUAAUCCUGAGGGAAAUUGUAAACAAGUUUAUUGUUAUUAAACAAAAAAAAACAAAGACUUUCCAUUGGUGCAAAAUUUCACACAAGAACCCAAAUGUACAGCUUCUUUUAAGACUCGCCAAGUAAAUAUCAAAUCAAAUCCCUUUGCAUUUUAACGCCACAGCACUCCCUGGAUGAAUUUAAGCUUGUCCAUACUUUUCAUUUUCAUUAUUCGGAGUCCGAUAGCAGAUUGUUUGAGAUCGUGAUAUUUUAAUCUCUUGUCCGUAUUCUGAAUAGAAUGGACCUUCUCAGAAUCCCCAAUUUUUUUUACAUACAAUUGGUUUCCUUUGUAUAUAAUUUUUCAUGAAUUUGCUGUAGAUUUCUCGCAAGUUUAAAACCUCAUUAGAAUUUAAAGUUUUGUCUAUGGGUAAACGUUCUUAUUUUAAGGCUUUAAUUAUUGAAUAUUUCAGUUCUCUUUAGUUUGAUCUUUGAUGGUUAUGAUAAAAUAGAAAAAUAUGUUCAAAACUUGAAACAUGUAAUAAUUCCUUGAUAAUAAAAAAAAAAAACAAUUUAUCAAAUCAAAUGCAUAUAAACCAAAAUAAAAAAAUUUAAAUUAAAUCAAUUCUAAAUCAAUCGUAAACAUUUUUUAAAUUCAAAAUCUAUGUGUGUAAGAAUCUCCCUCUCCCUCAAACACACAAAAUACAAAAACCAAAAACUUAAUAUACCUAAAAAAACAAAUACAAAAACUCAGCUCAAUAUAAACAAAAUAAAAACAUGUAAAAUGUAUAUUUUUUUCCUAUCAGAGGUAGUUUUUAGUAAAAAAAAAUAAAAUAAAACUUAAUUACUAAAAUUAUUACAACAAAAUUUCAGCGUGCGAGCGUCCAAACGAAUAGAGUUUUGUUAAUCGUGAAAUAUUUAAAACAAAAAUGAAUGUAUUUUAUAUAUAUUUAAAUUAACUGUGUAAAAAUGAUCAAACAAACAAAAUUAUUAGAAAAACCAACAAAAAAAAAUAUAAAACAAUAUGGUUGUUGUUAACAAAUUGCGUAUUUUCUACUUUUCAUAAAACAAAACAAACAAACAAA